This is a messenger RNA of Benincasa hispida (wax gourd), 1519 nucleotides long. Lineage: Eukaryota; Viridiplantae; Streptophyta; Magnoliopsida; Cucurbitales; Cucurbitaceae. The record is from RefSeq and is a predicted model, not a curated record.
AAUCCAUCGAAAGCAUUUGUCUUCCUCAUCCUGGUGGAUGAGACCGGCAUGAAGCAGCAUUUAGGGCGGGUCCAAGCGGAGCUCUCAUCUCCUUUGUUUGUCUGCUCCAUUGCCUCUCCUCCUUUCAAUCACUCCAACACUUCUCUGCUUUAAGAUCUCUCUGUUUCAUCCUUCAAUCUUAUCUUUUCAAGGUCAGAUCCGCUUUUCUCAACUCCUUGGGGGGUUUCCCCCCCCCAUUUUUCCUCUUUCGCUUCCUUUCCUUUUUAUCUAGGGUUCUAUCCCUCACUCUCUUUCUUUCCUGCUUAUUUGCUUCACUCCCCCCCUUUUCUGUCUCCGAGAUCGUCUAGAUCUAAGGAGAUUUCAUUUCCUCCUUCUUCUUCGUUCUGACGGCCCCACGUUAGGUUUUAAGGGCCGAACCGAACCCUUCUCUUCAAUUUCCCCCAUUUCUUGGUGGUGGGGUUUUCUGUUUUCGCCAUUUUGUUGGUUCUGUUUACAUUCGAGGUAUGUCGAUUUUGCCGAAAGGUGAAUCGAUUAAUAUCCGUGAGGUGUGGAACCAUAAUUUGGAGGAAGAAUUUGCUCUAAUACGUGAAAUCGUCGACCAAUUUAACUACAUAGCGAUGGAUACCGAGUUCCCUGGCGUGGUUGUUCGCCCUGUGGGUUCUUUCAAGAAUAUUAAUGAGUAUAACUACCGAACCCUCAAAGAGAAUGUCGAUACGUUGAAGUUGAUUCAAUUGGGUCUUACGUUUUCUGAUGAGAAUGGGAAUCUCCCAACUUGUGGCACAGAUAAGUUUUGCAUUUGGCAGUUCAAUUUCCGCGAGUUCAACAUUUGUGAAGAUAUUUAUGCAAGUGAUUCCAUUGAGCUUUUGCGCGAGUGUGGUAUUGAUUUUAAGAAGACCAAUGAAGAGGGAAUUGAUGUCAAUCGCUUCGCUGAGCUUCUCAUGUCAUCUGGGAUUGUGUUAAACGAUAAUAUUUACUGGGUGACGUUCCACAGCGGGUAUGAUUUUGGGUACUUGCUGAAAUUGUUGACUUGUCGAAACUUACCACAGACCCAGGCGGAAUUUUUUGAUUUGAUCCAUAUGUAUUUCCCAAUGGUUUAUGAUAUCAAGCAUUUGAUGAGGUUUUGCAACAGUUUCCAUGGUGGGCUGAACAAGCUUGCAGAGUUAUUAGAAGUGGAGAGGAUUGGAGUUUGCCAUCAAGCAGGAUCAGAUAGCCUUCUUACUGCCUGUACUUUCAGGAAGUUAAGGGAUACUUUUUUCAAUGGUUCUACACAGAAAUAUGCAGGUGUUUUAUACGGUCUCGGUGUCGAACCUGGACAGACUACAAAUUGAAAACAUUUGCCAAGUGGUUGUAGCAUUGUGAAAUUUGGCUAAAGCAUUGAUGGUUGUAUCUGUUUUUCCUUUUCCCUUGUAAAUUAUGGCAGUUGGCAGUUAGUAUUUCAAUAAAACCUUAAUGGCACUCUUUGAGUUAGUUAACUUGUUUUGUUAGAUGCAAUGCUAUAUUUUAUGUGCCUUUUCAUUCA